Dioscorea cayenensis subsp. rotundata (Guinea yam) is the source of this 4146-nucleotide messenger RNA. RefSeq names its product mediator of RNA polymerase II transcription subunit 33A-like. Gene Ontology annotation, biological process: regulation of phenylpropanoid metabolic process. Gene Ontology annotation, cellular component: mediator complex. The record is from RefSeq and is a predicted model, not a curated record. Lineage: Eukaryota; Viridiplantae; Streptophyta; Magnoliopsida; Dioscoreales; Dioscoreaceae. Bases 28 to 3969 code for a protein of 1313 amino acids. The transcript is spliced from 12 exons.
GAGCGCUGCUGAGCGUUCAGAAUCCAGAUGGAGUCGGAGGUGCAGCUCCGAGUGCUCGCCGCCGCGAAGGCCCUCGAAAACCGGCGAGAGCCGCCGCUGGCGGUCGCCAUGGACCUUGCGCGAAGCGUCGUCGAUGGCCUCCCUAGCCCAGAGCUAGCUCACGCUAUUGUCGCCGCUGUCUGCUCGCUGAACACCUCCCCCUCGAUGUGGAAACUACUUGAGCAAGCCAUUGUCUUUCGCUUCGUCUUGCCACUCCACGCGCUUGCUCUCCUCACUGGCAGGGUGGUGCCCAAUCGGAAGGCGCAGCCGGAGGCGUACAGAUUGUAUCUCGAGCUCUUGAGUCGGUACGCACUCUCUCCACCGGCCGUGCCGGCGGGGCCUUGCAGAGAUAAGAUUGUUAAAUCUGUUGGUGAUGCUCUACAAAUUUUUGAAAAUUUUGGGUCUCAAUGCAUGGACUAUGGGCACAUGGUGGUAUUGUUUGUUUUAAGUACUGUGACAACUUUAAUCGAUGGUGCCCUUGAAGACUGGGGUUUGAAAUCAGUAUCUGUAGAGAAGCAUGAUACUCUAUUUGCUAGUGAUGGAUGGCAAGCUAUGGAUAUUGAUUGCAAAGGAAGUCUAAAUGAUAGGAGAAAUGAACACCGAGAAAAAUUACGUAGGAGUAACAUUUUAAUGGCUGUUGACGUGGUGGCAAAAAUCACUGCAGAUAAGAAAGCUAAAGUGCUUCUUCGUCUUGCUUAUUUCAACAUGCCUGAAAGAUUCAACAGCCUGCUGCAGAAACUGCAAUAUAUUGAGGCUCAGAAAUCAGCGUUGCAGAGUUUAGUCAGUGCAGAUCAACUCUUGGUUAAGGUAUCUGCAAAUGUAAAGGAAGCUAUGAGUGGGCCAUACCACGUAGAUAAGCACCAUCUUCUUGGACUGGUGGACAUUGGAUCUCAUGACUCCCAUUUUUCCCUCAGUUCUGGUGUUAGUAGGGUUGCUUGUUGGGUUCCCUUUGAUGUUUUCUUGGAGAAUGCAAUGGAUGGAAAACUUCUUCAUGCUAUUUCUCCCCUCGAAAUACUUACAGAAUUGAUCAGGACGCUUCAAGUAAUUAAUCGGGCUAGCUGGCAAGAGACGUUCCUGGCUCUCUGGAUUUCAGCUCUUCGAUUAACGCAACGAGAGCGUGAGCCUUUGGAAGGACCUAUGCCACAUCUUGACUCCAGAUUAUGCAUAUUGUUGUCUAUUGUUCCUUUGGCAAUCCUUUCUAUCCUGAAAGAAGAUAGUGAAAAAUCAAGCAGUACAAGGAAUGGUAGUGAACAUGGAACUGAAGGAGAUCAUUACACUUCAAGAAGAAAUGGAUUGGUUUCUUCACUUCAGUUACUGUCUCAAUUUUCUGGGCUUUUGUCACCUCCCCCAUAUGUUGUCACUGCAGCUAAUAAUGCUGCAACAAAAGCAGCAUCUUUCAUUUCCAACAUUAAGAAUGGGAGUGGCAAUCAUACCAAUACCAGUCAAAAUGCUUCUGUCAAUGCAGUUGGGAGCAUGCUUCAUCUAAUAGUCGAAGCUUGCAUUGCAAGGAAACUCAUUGAUACAUCAGCCUACUUCUGGCCUAACUAUGUGGUUGCCUCUGCACCAUCAAAAGAGUCCUCGUCCUUUAAUGAAUCACCUUGGUUAACCUUCAUGGAAGGAACCCCUCUAUCUAGUUCACUAAAAAAUGAUCUUAUGGCAACCCCUGCUUCAAGGAUAGCUGAACUUGAGAAAUUAUAUAAUAUUGCACUAAAUGGGUCAGAAGAGGAGAAACCUGCCGCUGCUAAGAUUCUGUGUGGUGCAACUCUUGUCCGUGGCUGGAACAUUCAGGAGUAUGUGGUAUCCUUUGUGGUCAAGUUACUCUCGCCUCCUGCUCCACCUGGAAUUUCCAAGACGGGGACAGGAAGUCAUUUAAUUGGUUAUAUGUCUAUGCUAAAUGCAGUUCUUUUUGGUAUUUCUGCUAUUGAUAUUCUUCAUAUACUAUCUUUGUAUGGCGCGGUUCCAGAAGUUGCAGCAGCUUUAAUGCCACUCUGUGAGACUUUUGGAUCAUUGCCACCAACAUCUAGUCACAAAUCAAGCACUUCUGAAGAGACAUCUGCUCAUGCAGUUUUCUCGUGUGCGUUUUUAUUUCUUAUUCGUUUGUGGAAAUUUUACAGACCUCCUCAGGAACACUGUAUAGGGGGCCGUGGGGCGACUAUCAGACUAGAACUAACUCUGGAUUAUCUCCUAUUAAUGCACAAUAGUCGUGUUGGUUUGCAAAAUCCCGCCUUCCCAGAUAAAACUCUAGGCAAUGCUGAUCCACUCAAUUUUUCAUCAGGCCAACCUGUUUAUAUCGACUCAUUUCCAAAGCUGCGUUCUUGGUACUUCCAGAAUCAAGCAUGUGUAGCGUCAACACUCUCGGGGUUGUGUAGCAAAAAUCCUGUUCAUCAAGUGGCCAAUAAGAUUCUGAAUAUGCUUUGUCGAAAAAUGACGAAUAGAGCAACCAUGUCCAGUAUCCCUGCAUCAACAUCUGGUAGCUGCAUGACUGAUUCACCUGGGAAUUCAGCAGAAGAUACUUGUCACAUGCCCUUGCUUCCUGCAUGGGAGGUGUUGGAAGCUAUUCCCUUUGUUCUUGAAGCUGUUUUGACUGCAUGUGCACAUGGAAAGCUUUCUUCCCGUGACUUAAUUACUGGCUUGCGGGAUCUUGUGGAUUAUCUUCCUGCUUCGCUAGCCACCAUUAUAAGCUAUUUUUCAGCAGAAAUUACCCGUGGCAUUUGGAAACCUGUUUCAAUGAAUGGCACUGAUUGGCCUAGUCCUGCAGCAAACCUUCUCUUAAUCGAAUCAGAGGUGAAGGAAAUUCUUACAUCUGCUGGGGUUCAUGUUCCCAGCUUUCAUGCAGGUGGAAUGUCGGUGAUGCUUCCACUUCCAAUGGCAGCCUUGGUCAGUUUGACAAUAACAUUUAAGCUUGACAAGAACCUAGAAUACAUCCAUGGAGUCAUUGGGCCAGCUCUGGAUAACUGUGCAUCAGGCUGCGCAUGGCCUAGCAUGCCCAUUAUCGGUUCCUUAUGGUCUCAAAAGGUUCGCAGGUGGCACAACUUCAUAGUCUUCUCAUGUGCGCGAUCUCCCUUCAGCUAUGACAAGGAAGCCAUUACCCAGCUUGUCAGGAGCUGCUUCUCAUCUUUUCUCGGAUCAUCCCCGACUUCAAGUUCUCACAUGACAUCCCGUCGAGGAGUCAAUGGACUAUUAGGCCAAGCCUUCACCGACCAAGGGGUUCGGCUUCCCAUAGCCCCCGGAUUUCUGUAUCUACGUUCAUGCCGAGCUUUCCAUGACACUCACUUUGUAACCAAUCUGAUUCUUGAGCUAGUGGUUGAGUUCGCACACGAGUUAGGAAGAUCAUGGUCCUGUGGAGGGCUUGCGCGUUUAAAAUCCAGCAAAAUCUCACUUGCUACGGCAGCAGCACAAGUCAGAGAAGUGGCCACAGUUGGUGCAUGCCUUCUCUGUAUAGCUGGUGGGGUGUUACUCGUCCAGGUUUUAUACGAAGAGACACUUCCGACCUCGUUGCUAUCAGUAACAGAAGGCAAGCUACAAGACCUAAGUCCAACUGCCCGCAUUCUCGAAGGUUACGCGAUGGCAUAUAUGCUUGUACUCUCUGGUGCCUUUGUGUGGGGUGUCGGUGACACCUCCCCGGCAUAUACUUCCUUGUUCUCUUCCAGGCGUGCGGCGACAGUUGAUAAACACAUGGACUUCAUUGCCCGUGUUGUAGAUGGCAAUGUCACUCUUGGAUGUGAUCCUGCAACAUUUAAAGCGUACGUAUCAUGCCUGGCGAGCCUGUUGGUUGGUUUUGUUCCGACGUGGGUGCCGGAGAUGAAACAGGACACUCUAAGAAGGCUGGCUAAUGGUCUUAGAGGUUGGCAUGAGUGUGAUUUGGCCCUUUCUCUUCUGGAAAGAGGUGGUGCAGAUGCCAUGACUUUUGUGGUUGAAUCUUUAUUGUGAUCACAACAUGGUUCCUCGGAAUUGGAAUCAUUAUUCCUAAAGAAAUAACUAAGUUGAUGCUUUCUGAGGGGUUCCAAAGCAUGGAUUGAAUAAUGUGUUUUGAUGACUUUGUCUUGAUCAGUGAUUUGGAUCCCCUGAUUAUAUAAAUAUAAAUGAAAUUUUUAUAGUAUUGCAUCA